Messenger RNA from Panicum virgatum (switchgrass), 1425 nucleotides. RefSeq names its product probable inactive receptor kinase At1g27190. Gene Ontology annotation, molecular function: protein binding. Bases 392 to 1204 code for a protein of 270 amino acids. The transcript is spliced from 2 exons. The record is from RefSeq and is a predicted model, not a curated record. Lineage: Eukaryota; Viridiplantae; Streptophyta; Magnoliopsida; Poales; Poaceae.
UCACAAGCAGAGUGGAGUAGGCGCCAGUGGGCCAUGUGCGCGCCUGCCUGCCAAGUUCACGCCAGUGGGCCGGCGCGUUGACGUCUCCUCUCGCCCACGCCGGCGAGGCGGCCACCGCCACCGCGUUCGGUUCUCGGUUCAGAUCCGGCCAGCUGCUCGCCGCCACCGCCCUAAAUCGUCUUGCUGGUCUCCGGCUGGGAUACGUUCCGACCAGGCGGCCACCGGCCGGAUUCUUGCCCUACAGCGGCCGUCACGUCCUCGCUCGGCGCCAUUAUUAGCUAGUAGUUCCCCUUCCCCCAGCCCCACAGUGCUUCUGCAGGAACAGUUUCUUCUGGUCAGGUGGAGUCAGUUAAGCAUUUUCCAGCAAAGAGAAGCUUUGUGCAUCUCCACCAUGUCUGCGACGGCUGGUGCUACCAAGUUCCUCCUUUGGCUACUCCUCUUGAGCACGAGCAGCAGCUCGCCAUCGUGCUCUGCUUCCGAACUUGACAUCACAUGCCUCAAGACUGUAAAACAGUCAGUGGUCGAUCCCAACGGCAUACUGGAAUCAUCGUGGAAUUUCGACAACGCCACCAACGGCUUCAUUUGCUGGUUUACAGGUGUGGAGUGCUGGGGCCGCAGGGUUCACGCGUUGAAUCUCAGCAGCUUGGGUCUUGAAGGCCAGUUCCCUCAAGGUCUCGAGUACUGUACGGCCUUGUUCAGGCUGGACCUGUCGAACAACAAAUUCUCAGGACCCAUCCCUUGGAACAUCGCACAGCAGGCGGCAUACUUGACGUCUCUUGAUCUCUCCUACAACAGUUUUUCAGGUGAAAUCCCAAUCGGCAUCUGCAGAGACCUGAACGUCCUGAACAUUCAGCACAACCAACUCAGCGGUCAAAUUCCAAGGGACUUCGAUGAGCUUCUUCGGUUAACAUCGCUCAGUGUCGCAGACAACCAGUUGUUUGGGCUUAUUCCUUCGUCUUUGUCCAAGUUCCCGGCAUCAAGCUUCUCUGGUAACCAAGGGCUCUGCGGUCCACCGCUGGGUGAUUGUGCCAAUACAAACGAAUCGAGUCUGAUAUGGUACAUCAUCGACGACAUGAUCAAAGACGACUUCAUUGUUGUUGGCGCAGCUGCUGGGUUCGUGGUGGGAUUCGUGGCGGCGUUCUACUUCCCGCACUUGUUUGUCUUCUCCCAAAAGCUCCAUCCAUAUGUCUACCGCAUCUGUUGAUAUGUUCCAUGGUCUGAAGCCUUUCAUUUGUUCCACUACAUCUUUCCUCCGGUUUCUUGUCAUCUGUCUCAGAUUCAGAAGUUUCUCAAAUAAGAUUAAGUAUCAUACUGAAUCUACCUUGCAUGUUCUUUUUGCAGAAACUUUUUCCAUGCACGAAAACUUAACUCUGAUCUGCAUGACUAGUUAAAACUAUCCACUGAUUGUACAUCUUAUUCAAAUCA